Molecule: messenger RNA, 2241 nt
Organism: Andrographis paniculata
Lineage: Eukaryota; Viridiplantae; Streptophyta; Magnoliopsida; Lamiales; Acanthaceae
Product: F-box/kelch-repeat protein At1g55270-like
Exons: 3
Coding region: 770-2035 (421 amino acids)
Molecular function (GO): protein binding
Source: RefSeq, a predicted model, not a curated record
AUAUAUAUAUGGGUGGAGGAGAGCCCUUUCCUGUACGCAGUCCUGACUGCACAAAUUUCUUCUUCUUUUAAAUAAAAUCAGGGUUCUCAGUUGAGUCGUUUUCCUGAGGUCAAUUUUGCCUCCCAAAAAUCCAAUUUAAAGUUGGGAGUUAAUGCUGGUCUUUUUUGCUUUCGAUUUUUUUGGUUAUUUGGUGAGCAGAUGGAUACAUAGAUAGAUUCUUCUGCUUGCGGUUGGCUGCUCUGCUGGGUUGAUUUCCGCUGGGCCCAACUUUCCACUCAAAUUUGCAAUUAAUGGCGUCGAAGUCUUAGAUGAGAAUGGAAAUCAAAUAUGAGAGUUGACGAGAGUGAGAGAAAGAGUUAGGGGUGUCUCCAUCUUCACAUCUUUCUUCAGUGCCUUUCUUUUUUUCCGUCCACCAUUUUCUCGCUGGCUCGCAUUUUGGGGGAUUAGGGUUUCUUGCUUUUGGCAGAUUAGACGUUUGUGGGGUUUCCAUUUUCCUCUCCAUACGUAGCCCCUACCGAUUCCCUGAAUUUCUACCUUCUGAUUGUUUUCCUCCCCACAUGGCUUUGCUUCCGCUUUGAUCCACACAUUCGAUCUUUGGAGUGUAUUUCAUGAAAAUACAUUGAACAUUCCAACAUGGUUUAUUGAAGCUUGCUGGAUCUGAAGGCUUGGACAUAAAAACCGUACUGUCUGAGUGAGCUUUGAAUCUGCUAAUGCGAUUGAGUUGAGGGCUUUGACACAUAAUAUCCGUCAGGUGGCUAAAUAAUCAAGCAUGGAUAGAGUGAUUCAACCUCCAUUGGUAGAUACAACAGCGUGCCUAUGUCGGGUUGAUGCAGGCCUCAAAACUGUUGCAGGUGCCAAAAAGUAUGUGCCAGGAACAAGGCUUUGUCUUCAGCCAGACAUUAAACCCUCCAUUCACCCUACCAGGCAGAAGCCACCACGUGACCGGACCAGGAAUCAAUCUCCUCUAUUGCCCGGGCUUCCCGAUGACCUUGCAAUCGCUUGCCUAAUACGUGUACCAAGAAUUGAUCAUUUCAAGCUCCGUCUCGUUUGCAAAAGAUGGUCCCGACUUCUGGCUGGUAACUUCUUUUACUCCCUCCGAAAGAAUCUUGGAAUGGCCGAGGAGUGGCUAUACAUCAUGAAGAGAGACCGAGAUGGCAAGCUAUCAUGGCUCGCCUUUGAUCCGAUGCAUCAGCUCUGGCAACCUUUACCGCCUCUACCGAGAGAAUACACUGAAGCCCUUGAUUUCGGAUGUGCAGUUCUCAAUGGUUGCCACCUCUACUUGUUUGGUGGCAAAGAUCCGGUCAAAGGUUCCAUGAGAAGAGUCGUCUUCUACAGCGCACGAACCAACAAAUGGCACCGCGCCCCAGAUAUGCUUCGCAGGCGACAUUUUUUUGGCUGCUGUGUCAUGAACAACUGUCUAUAUGUCGCAGGUGGAGAGAGCGAGGGGACUCACCGAUCACUACGAUCUGCUGAAGUUUAUGACCCCAACAAAAAUCGAUGGUCGUUCAUAUGUGAUAUGAGCACGGCAAUGGUGCCCUUUAUAGGCAUAGUAUACAAAGGGAAGUGGUUCUUGAAGGGCGUAGGGUCACGCAGGCAAGUUCUGAGUGAAGUGUACGAGCCGGGAGCGGAUAAAUGGAGCCCAGUUUACAAUGGAAUGGUGACGGGGUGGAGGCAUCCAUGCGCUACGAUAAAUGAUGAUCUCUACGCUUUGGAUUGCAAAGAUGGGUGCAAGCUUAGAAUGUACGAUGAGACGAGCAGUUCUUGGAGCGUGCAGAUCGACAGUAAAACGCAUAUGGGGAGCUCCAAGGCACUGGAGGCAGCUGCAGUGGUUACGCUCAAGGGGAAGCUCUGCAUUAUCAGGAACAACAUGAGUAUAUCUCUUGUUGAUGUGUCGAAAUCAGACCAUGAACAUUUGUGGGAAACGAUAUCCGGGAAAGGGCACUUGAAAACAUUGGUAACAAACUUUCUGUCGAACCUUGCAGGUCGGAAUCGGUAUAAAAACCGGAUAGUUCAGUGUCAAGUUCUUCAGGCUUAGGUAAGGAGGGUUGGUAAGAUGAUGGCAAUAUUGGGUAAAUAGCAGAGUACACAAGACAUAUAUCUAUACAUAUAUGUGUAUGUAUACUAUUACCGUAUGAAUGUAUGUAUGUAUGUCAGACGUCUUUGUUUGAACUAAUUCUAUUCAUUCAAUUCAGGCUGUAAUGCAUUUAUAAAUCUGGCAUUAUUCUUUUGAUAUUCUAUUCA